GACAGCUAAUGGCGGCGGCCGCCUGAGGCGGGCGGGCGGUAUAGAGCGGGCGGCAGGAGGCAAGCAGCGAAACCUUCCCGGCCGCCGCUCCCGUCCCGACGGCGGCUUCCCCAAGGCGGCAGGACUCGGCGCGCCAUGGACAGGCCGGCGGCGGCGGCGGCGGCGGGCUGCGAGGGCGGCGGGGGCCCGAACCCGGGGCCGGCGGGCGGCAGGAGGCCUCCUCGGGCCGCGGGGGGCGCCACCGCCGGCUCCCGGCAGCCCAGCGUGGAGACCCUGGACAGUCCCACAGGAUCACAUGUUGAAUGGUGUAAACAGCUUAUAGCUGCUACAAUUUCUAGUCAGAUUUCAGGUUCAGUGACAUCAGAAAAUGUGUCCAGAGAUUACAAGGUUUUCAGGAGGCCUGAUCUAAGGAACAUUCAUAAAGCAAGACAAAGAUUGGAGAUUCAGGAAGAACACAAUGGCUACCCUUCUGAAGCUGAAGCUGAUCAGGCUCUAAGGGAUGGAAAUAAGCUGGCACAGAUGGAAGAGGCUCCACUUUUCCCAGGAGAAUCAAUUAAAGCCAUUGUGAAAGAUGUCAUGUAUAUCUGCCCAUUUAUGGGAGCAGUGAGUGGAACCCUGACAGUGACGGACUUUAAGCUGUACUUCAAAAAUGUCGAGAGGGACCCGCAUUUUAUCCUUGAUGUUCCCCUUGGAGUGAUCAGCAGAGUGGAGAAGAUUGGAGCACAGAGCCAUGGAGACAAUUCCUGUGGUAUAGAGAUAGUGUGCAAGGAUAUGAGGAACUUGCGGCUUGCUUAUAAACAGGAAGAACAGAGUAAACUAGGGAUAUUUGAAAACCUCAACAAACAUGCAUUUCCUCUUUCUAACGGACAGGCACUAUUUGCAUUCAGCUAUAAAGAAAAAUUUCCAAUUAAUGGCUGGAAAGUUUAUGAUCCAGUAUCUGAAUAUAAGAGACAGGGCUUGCCAAAUGAGAGUUGGAAAAUAUCCAAAAUAAACAGUAAUUAUGAGUUCUGUGACACCUACCCUGCCAUCAUUGUUGUGCCAACUAGUGUAAAAGAUGAUGACCUUUCAAAAGUGGCAGCUUUUCGAGCAAAAGGCAGAGUCCCUGUGUUGUCAUGGAUUCAUCCGGAAAGUCAAGCAACGAUUACCCGUUGCAGCCAGCCACUUGUGGGUCCCAAUGAUAAGCGCUGCAAAGAGGAUGAAAAAUACUUGCAAACAAUAAUGGAUGCUAACGCACAGUCACACAAGCUUAUCAUCUUUGAUGCUCGACAAAACAGUGUCGCUGAUACCAACAAGACAAAGGGUGGAGGAUAUGAAAGUGAAAGUGCUUACCCAAAUGCAGAACUUGUGUUCUUGGAGAUCCACAACAUUCAUGUCAUGCGAGAGUCACUACGCAAAUUAAAAGAGAUUGUGUACCCUUCGAUCGAUGAGGCGCGGUGGCUCUCCAAUGUGGAUGGGACGCAUUGGCUGGAAUAUAUAAGGAUGCUGCUUGCUGGGGCAGUAAGAAUUGCUGAUAAAAUAGAAUCUGGGAAAACAUCUGUGGUGGUGCAUUGCAGCGACGGUUGGGACCGAACAGCCCAGCUCACAUCUCUGGCUAUGCUAAUGUUGGACAGUUACUACAGGACCAUUAAAGGAUUUGAAACUCUCGUAGAAAAGGAGUGGAUAAGCUUUGGACACAGGUUUGCACUGCGAGUGGGCCAUGGUAAUGACAACCAUGCGGAUGCUGACCGAUCUCCCAUAUUUCUGCAGUUUGUUGAUUGUGUUUGGCAAAUGACAAGGCAGUUUCCUUCAGCAUUCGAGUUUAAUGAGCUAUUCUUGAUUACAAUUUUGGAUCACCUUUAUAGCUGUCUUUUUGGGACCUUUUUGUGCAACUGUGAACAGCAGCGAUUCAAAGAGGAUGUAUAUACAAAGACGAUAUCUUUAUGGUCGUAUAUCAAUAGCCAGCUAGACGAGUUUUCUAAUCCCUUCUUUGUGAAUUAUGAAAACCACGUGUUAUAUCCUGUUGCUAGUCUGAGUCAUUUGGAAUUGUGGGUAAAUUAUUAUGUACGAUGGAAUCCACGGAUGAGACCUCAGAUGCCCAUUCACCAGAAUCUCAAGGAGCUGCUGGCCGUCAGGGCGGAGCUGCAGAAGCGUGUGGAGGGCCUACAGCGGGAGGUGGCCACGCGCGCCGUCUCAUCCUCAUCUGAGCGGGGCUCCUCGCCCUCCCACUCCGCCACCUCCGUCCACACCUCGGUCUGAUGGGCGAGGUCAGCCUGCUGCUCCACUGUCUCCCGGUGGCUCAGGAAAGGGACCUGGCGAUCACUGUUAUGGCUGUAGCUUGUGAUCUUGUCUUUUAGGAUUAGGCCCAGGGACCAUUUGUGUGGCUAGGUGACAGCUCCCACUGUUGGCAACCGUUACCCUCCUGUCAGCGGUUUCACAGGGGAGCCGUCUGUCACGCCCACCCUGUGAAGCAACUUCUGGCAUUCAGGCAGCUUGGGAGAAACUAAGUGAACGGAAUGCAGUACUGAGGUUCAAGAAAGCUGUACGCCAUUUCUUUCCAACUUAAAUCCUUCAGUAACAACAAACACCACUCACUUCAAGAUGCAUUGCCAGCCCCGUGGCUUCCCUCAGCUCUUGGCCACAACUUGAAAACUGUCUUGAAUGAAGUACUUGGGGAGAAGACAGGCCACUGCCCUCUGUUCCACAGUUUUCUUCAUGCACGGGGUCCUCCUGUUAACAAUUACUGUUGUGUACAUAUAAGGUAUUUUUAGAGAAGAGAAACAGGCCUUUAUUUUCCUAUGUCCUUUUUUACGUUUAGAAUAGUCACCCGAGGGGGGAUCAGCUCAACUGUACUGUGGGAGAAAUUCUUUUCCAACAAACCUCAUGCUCGUUUUUCUGUGGUGCAAUUUCAAGGGCAACGUGUUCUGUCCUCACCUCACUCUGGUACUCGCCUCUUGGGGCGGCUCAGCCCAUUCAUGGGGAUGGCACCAAGCGGCCAUGCUCAGUCUUCCAGCCCCGCUGAGGGUAAACCGAGGCCUCUGGCAGCUGUGCACAGGUGCUGGCCUCUGGCUCCUUCAAGGAGCACUGCCUGUCACUCGCUCCUGGGCUGUCUAGCCAUGUCUCCCACCCCCACUUUACCGCAGCCAGCUGCUGGGAUCAAAGCAAGUCUGUUCUUAUGUUAUUUGCCUGUAUGAAAUCAUUUCUCAUUUUAUCACAAUUCCUUCAACUCAGCUUACUCGCGUGGCUGCCUGUUCAUAUUUGAAAGCAGCCACCGUGCUGUGGCUUUGGUUUGGAAAAGCAUAGCACGCACUUCCCUUGGUUUUCCCUUCCCAGAGCCGACCGCAGCUGGUCAGCCCUCUCUUCCCGCUCCUGAACCUUUACUUACUGACUUUGAGCUCUGUGACUCCGUCGGUUCUCGCAGGAAUUAACUAACUUACCAAUUGGUUCAAUCCACUUGAGCGCCAUAGCUCUGAGCUCCUCUGUGUGACAUGCCACAGAUGACUAUUGCACACCUGGGUCCUGCCCCAGCAGGCCAUGCCCCUCCCAUGUGCCGUGCCUGUUGCUGCAGCUGCCCCCCCACCCCGCCACUGGCUGCAGGAAUUCAGCCUUUAGAGGCAGAGGCAGCUGCAGCGGCCCCUGAGGUCAAACCCCAGUGUGACUGCAUAGCAGUGUUAGCUGGUUGGUUUCAAACUACUGGAUUCCAGGCAAAGGCCUACAGAUUGACCUUAUUAUUUUUGAAAAUAUGUUAAGGGUUUUUUCGUAGAGAGAGAAAGAAUGGAUUUUUUUUUAACUGGGAACCUCCUGAUUCUUACGGAAAAUUAUCCUUCUAUAAGAAGAUACCAGAGAGAUUUAUUCAAGGUAAUUUGAUAACCUAAAAUCAAUUCUCCAUUUUUUAUCAUAUGUGGGAUUUGUUGCUAAGUCGUGUUCAACAAUAGCUUUUAUGUUCCUAACAUAUCUGAAAGCUUAUUUAUGAAUGGAUAUACUGGAUUAUUGAUAUACUGAUUUUUUUUUUAAUGGGGACAUUUGCCAUUUUCUUCCCAGAAAUAUGUAAUCCCCUGGCUGACUAGGACUGUUAAACAUAGUGUGGACUGGAUGAUGCCUUCGACAAACCAGAGAAGCCAAGUUGGGGGGAGCUGGUGCCUGGAGUGGGCCCUGUGCACCUCACCUGGCGGAGGCUGGGGGGGGCUCUGUCAGCAGGACCCUAGAGGAGACUCUCAUUCGAUUUUAAAGAAGCACAACGGGUCAUUUUCCUUUGUAUGUUCCUAGCGCAGAACUGUUUCUAAAACAACUUGAAGUAUAGUUUUGUUAUCUAAGCAAUUUUUGUUUUAAGUAAGUAAGUGUACUAGAAUGCGAAGCCGUUAUGGUUCAGGUUUUUAAAAACUGGUACAGUAUUGUAUUUGUCUCAUCUGUUGCACUGUAUUUCAAUCAUCUGUAAUUAAAAUGAUCAUAUGUUUGCUCCCUGGUCUUUUUUAAGUAAGUAAGUAAGUAUCUUAGUAGAUUUUUCCUUUGAGGAAAAUCGGUAAUAAAAUAACAUGGAUUGAAUGUUUACUGUGCGUCAAGCACAGUUAAUAUAUGAUGAUGUAAAGUAACUAACUUUAUGUGAUUUAAUUCAUUCAGUAAAUUGUAAAUGUAUCAUGA
This is a messenger RNA of Homo sapiens (human), 4614 nucleotides long. RefSeq names its product myotubularin related protein 1 (gene MTMR1). The transcript is spliced from 18 exons. Bases 136 to 2235 code for a protein of 699 amino acids. Gene Ontology annotation, biological process: phosphatidylinositol biosynthetic process; phosphatidylinositol dephosphorylation. Gene Ontology annotation, cellular component: cytoplasm; plasma membrane. Gene Ontology annotation, molecular function: phosphatidylinositol phosphate phosphatase activity; phosphatidylinositol-3,5-bisphosphate 3-phosphatase activity; phosphatidylinositol-3-phosphate phosphatase activity. The record is from RefSeq and is a predicted model, not a curated record. NCBI's taxonomy places the organism in Eukaryota, Metazoa, Chordata, Mammalia, Primates, Hominidae.